Molecule: messenger RNA, 1836 nt
Organism: Drosophila miranda
Lineage: Eukaryota; Metazoa; Arthropoda; Insecta; Diptera; Drosophilidae
Product: cyclin-J-like protein
Exons: 4
Coding region: 120-1583 (487 amino acids)
Biological process (GO): regulation of cyclin-dependent protein serine/threonine kinase activity; mitotic cell cycle phase transition
Cellular component (GO): centrosome; nucleus; cyclin-dependent protein kinase holoenzyme complex
Molecular function (GO): cyclin-dependent protein serine/threonine kinase regulator activity
Source: RefSeq, a predicted model, not a curated record
UCACAUUGACAAGACCCGUUAGAGCGGCCAUGUUUUUCUUGUUGUGUUCUUUGUAAAAAAAAGCCGCAGGUCAUAAUUUUUGUAGACUGCGGAAUUAGAUUAAAAAAAAAGUAAUUUUAAUGCAAGUGAAUGAAAUGGCGACAACCACCAUCGAAGAGAAUGCUUUUGCAUUAGGAAAGCGAGAUGCACCGGAACAGAUUCAACGGGAUCCUGAGCGUCUCUGGAAGACGCAAUGGCUCACCGAUUAUGCCCAGGACAUAUUUGUGAACAUGAAGGAGGCAGAGAUGCGUCGUCGUCCCAUAUUAUUCAACUCCAUGCAGCUGGAGGAGCGCCCCAAAUUGUUGCAGCUUUGUCAAUUCGCAGCGCAAAAGUACAAACUGAAUCGCGCCUCAGUGCAUUUGGGUAUCUACUAUAUGGAUUGUAUGACCGACUACUACACGAUUUGUAGCGAAAAACUGCAAUUGCUGGCCCUCACAUGUCUUCACAUUGCGGCCCAGAUCGAGGACAACGAUGCGAGUGUGCCGCGCUACAGCGAACUGAACCGCCUGAUACCUGAUUCGUUGUACAACGUUUUCGAAUACAAUGUGGUGGAGCGCAAGGUGCUGGCCAGCCUGAAUUUUGAGCUAAUGCGUCCCACCACGGUCAGCUUUGUGGAGUUUUUUGCUUGCAGCUUUCUCACGCGCAACGACUUCGCCAACAAGGCCAUGCUGGAGAACAAUCCUAGCGAGCAGAACGAUCAAUCGCCAUUGCAGCUGCUGCUCCGCCUGGCAGACUGUACAUUGAGCAUUACAAGUUUUGCAAACGCGCGACCUUCUUUAUUGGCCGCCGCCUGCAUAGGUGCGGUGCGUCAUCUAAGCGGACUCAAGUGCUGGUCACAGUAUCUCUCCAAACUGACAUCUUAUCCGGAACACGAGGUUGAGCCAUUGGUGGGGGAGAUCAUAAAGUACUAUAACUGGCAGCAGAACAGCUCCGUGGCGCUCAAUGCCCUGCCAACAUACGUAAACAUGGGCCCAUCUUCGGCAGAUAUCAUUAAUCCCAAUUGGUCCACACCGGACUCUGGCGUUGGGGAUUCGAUGGUCAUAGUGAAGGAAUCGGUGACCGAGCAGUAUGAUAUAACUACUGUGCCGGUGCAGAAACCUGCUGUUCCAUGGUCCGAUCUAGCUGGAGUUGUUCAAGAAGAGCCGCAGGAACAAGCUGUCUUUUCUCAAGGAGAGCUGCAGAUAGCAGCUGUCUAUUCUCAAGGAGAGCUGCAGGAACAAGCUGUCUUUUCUCAGGGAGAGCUGCAGAUAGCAGCUGUCUAUUCUCAAGGAGAGCUGCAGGAACAAGCUGUCUUUUCUCAGGGAGAGCUGCAGAUAGCAGCUGUCUUUUCUCAAGGAGAGCUGCAGGAACAGACUGACUUACAAUACAAAGAGCAGCCGAAACAGACAACCUUACAGCUGAAUGAAUUAGCAUUAGACUCCAAGGAAAAAGCGAAGAAAUUAGAUAAAGAAGUGAUCAUAAAAGAACUGGAACGUGCUUUCAAGCGUAAGCGUAUAGAUUAUGACUGCCAAGAUGAGCCGCAAGCGAAGCGUCUGACCGACUGACCAAUUUCAAGAUUUUGAUUCGGUAAUCAGGUUUACCGAAGACCAAAACACUCACAAGCUCAAGCGCACUGAAGAUGAUUGCUAAGCAAAUAGGUUUAUAAUUUCAUAGAUGUACCAGAAACACUUACACACUAUUCUUUCAACACAUACCCCACGCGGAUGGGUAUACUUCAAAAUCAUGCUGUUUCUCAUGCGAUAUCCCCAUUCAAUUGUAUUGAACACUCCCAUAUCGUAAUUCAUACACAAAAAUUUC